Molecule: messenger RNA, 3640 nt
Organism: Alligator sinensis (Chinese alligator)
Lineage: Eukaryota; Metazoa; Chordata; Crocodylia; Alligatoridae
Gene: GPR174
Product: G protein-coupled receptor 174
Exons: 3
Coding region: 928-1911 (327 amino acids)
Biological process (GO): phospholipase C-activating G protein-coupled receptor signaling pathway; positive regulation of Rho protein signal transduction
Cellular component (GO): membrane
Molecular function (GO): G protein-coupled receptor activity
Source: RefSeq, a predicted model, not a curated record
AAAUAUGCAGACUGCAAGUUGCUCUCAGAUGUUGUUCGGAAGCAGUGACAGCUUUACUACUGGCGUUUCUGAGCUCAGAUGUAGUCUGAAAGCUCAGAGCAAUUAUACUUUUGUUUUGUAUGUCAAAUGGAGAGUGGAAACUAUUGUAUACGAUCAGUAAAGUCUUUUUCAGAGUGAUUCUCGUAUCGAAAGCUUUCAAGAGUUCAGUAGAAACCAGGAGAAAAUACAAAAGGCUGCAGAAGAGAAGUAGAAAAAGCAGAAGAGCAGUAUUGCCUUCAACCGUGACCCUACAACUCCCAACAAAAAGUACAGGUCUGCCACUAUUUUCAGAUUUGGUCACUGAGAAAACUAGAUAUGAAAUGCUUCCAGAAGGAUGACUGAAGAUGCAAUUACAGGUCUAAAUUGUUUACAGCUCCAGCAUAGCAGAUGCCCUUUCUUCUCCCCAUGCAGAUCUUCAUCCAAUCAGCAGCACAACCAACUAUUAACUUCAAACAGGCAUUUGAGAAGGAACACAACUAGAGCUGUACCUGACUAAGUCAAAGAAUAAGGCUCCAGAGUUGGAUAGAUGGAAUAACAACUGAGACCUCAAUACACACACCAGAGGGGAAGGAGAUCCAACAAAAAUGUGCCUAGCCUCAGGACAAUCUGACCAGCAAAAAUCUAUAGAGGAACAAUAUCAUGCUACACAGUCAACAUUUUUGCAUAGUUAAAUUAACACGAGAGAGAAAAAAUAAAAAGAGCCAAAUACUGUGAAGAGCCAAAUAAUGCUGUACACGAAAGCAAGAGGAUGCAAAGAAACAAGGCAAAGCAACCUUAAGUUUGCAGCUUCUCCAAUGCUUUUAAAUUGUUACGUUUCUGGGAAAUUUUAAGUGGUUAAAAACUCCACCUCUUACCGAAACCUUUCCCUGGACUUCACUUCUGUGCUAAAUGAAAACAAACAUGACAACUGACAACUCGAUCUGUCACAACAACACGGACCUAAAAUGCUACUAUGCAAUUACAUACACUUUUAUCUUGGUUCCUGGAUUAAUAGGAAAUGUUCUAGCUCUGUGGGUUUUUUAUGGUUACAUGAGAGAAACGAAAAGGGCUGUGAUCUUUAUGAUCAAUCUCGCCAUUGCUGAUUUAGCACAAAUUUUAUCUCUGCCCCUACGGAUAUUCUACUACUUGUCUGGAACAUGGCACUUUGGAGGAGGUCUCUGCAUGUUUUGUUUCUACCUUAAAUAUGUGAACAUGUACGCAAGUAUCUACUUCUUGGUUUGCAUCAGCGUAAGACGAUUUUUGUUUCUCAUGUACCCCUUCAGAUUUAGCGAUUGCAAACGCAUAUACGACAUAUACAUCAGCAUCAUUGGGUGGAUUGUUGUCUGUAUUGGCUGCUUGCCUUUUCCUCUUCUAAGACAGAAUGAGACAAAUAUGAGUAACUGCUUUGUGGACCUUCCCGUAAAAGAUAUUGAUCUUCCCCUCUCCAUUGCAAUGAUGACCCUGGGCGAGUUGUUUGGGUUUGUGACUCCUUUGCUAAUAAUACUGUAUUGUUCAUGGAAAACGAUCUUAUCAUUAAAAGAAAAGAAUUCUGUUUCCCAUGACCUGGGUGAGAAAAAAAAAGCUUUAAAGAUGAUUCUCACCUGUGCUGUGGUGUUUCUAAUUUGCUUUGCACCUUAUCAUAUCAGCUUCCCUUUAGAUUUUUUUGUUAAAACCAAAAAGAUAGAAGACCAGCAUGCCCAAAAUGUGAUUACAGUAUUUCAUGCUGUGGCUUUGUGCCUUGCCAGUUUAAAUUCCUGUGUAGACCCAGUUAUAUACUACUUUACUACAGAUGAGUUCAGGAGACGACUUUCAAGACAAGAUUUGCAAGACAGCAUGCAACUAUGUAACAAAGGCUAUGCUAAAAAAGCCCCUCAGAGCUGUGUAGAAGGGUAAAGUAGUUAAAUAUUAAUUCUGCAUUUUCUGAAGGGGGUUAAGAGGACUUAAGAUGUUCAACACUGUAUUUAUGUGGACCAUAAUUUCCCCCCAUAUACUGAAAUCUCUCCUCAGGCAAACAUUUGUCAACUCCAGUGAGCAUUUGGCUGAGCAAAAAACUAAGGACUUGAGGAUUUGACCUUCUGCCUGAAAACUUUCUAUAUAUACAGCCUGAAUUUAAACAUGUUAUGAAUAUUACACAGAUAAUUCAUAUGGUGCUCAAAUGUCACUCUCCCAGCCAGAGUGAAAGAGCUUUGCUAUUGUGAACUGACAAGAAUGGCACUAAAGCCUGGGUGUUAGUUCAGCAGCCAGUUAGUGCCAUAUAUGGAGAAGGGAGGAUGGAGCAAGUGCCCUGUCAUUACAGUAUUAUAAGAGCAUUUGGCUAUGUGUUUGCUCUGUAUGCUCACCCACCUGGUCACUGGGAAGGACUCUGUGCUACCUUGCAGAUGCCAUUAGGGAACAUCAGAUUUGUGCGCUCUGAGCAGGUUCUCUGAUAUCUUUGUCAACAGUUAUGCUGAACUAUAGCUUUAAGUGCCCACAUAAGCAGGCUUAGAAUUUAGCUUGUUGUUAAGAGGUCAUUAAGAUCUAAAUACAUAUUUACUGAUCGAAUCUGUAAGAGCCCAAACUGGGGGGGGGAGGAAAGGGGCAAUAAAGAGUGUUUCCAAUGCACAGAUAGGCAUAACGGAGACCUACGGUCAAUUUUUCAGAAGACAGAAUGUAAUAUCCUAAAUGCAUGGCCAGUGAAGCUGUGCAUAGGACAGGGAGGCUCUGAAGGAUAAGUGCACUAGUCUAUCCCCAUUAUCCAUCUGUAUGCCUUGCAGCAGUGCCUGUUAACUUGUACAUAACAGCUGAUGGCUGGGAACCAGGAUGCUUGAAACAAACUCUUGGAUUUAGGUUGUGCUGUAUGGAUGGGAUUUGGCCCUUAAAAAUAAUUCUUGACAGCAUAUUAUUUAUUUUUGUAAAAUAAAUAUUAAAAAGGUGAUGAGUUAUGAACACUGGAUUCAGCUGAAAUUAUCUUUAUUUGAGGUCAAUUCUUGAGAACUUUGGAAUUUGUUUAGUCCUUAACUCAGGCAGAAUUCCCAUACACUUGAAGGAGAAAUCUGAUUAAAUGAGGACUUCAAGAUCUAGCCUCUUAAUAACACAACCAUUAUUAUUAAAAUAAAUGGAGAGUACCAAGAGUCUGCAUUGUGCAAAACUGACCAUAUAGGGAGGAGGGGAUGCAGUUCUGCCACAAAGAGCUUACAAUUAUUAAUUGAUAUCCUAUCAGAUUUUUAAGCAUAUCACCUUAUAUAUUCAGCUCCUGUACUCAAAAGGUAGAGCUGGGUUAACUUGUUAAGAGAAAACCCAUGCUCUCACCUAUUUCUACAGAAUCAUACUUGCGCUGAACUUUUAAGGCUCAAAAUUGUCCUGACUGGCAUUUUCCCUCCAGUCCCAAUUUCUAGAGCAGAGUAGGAAGUGUGCCAAAAUACUAUGAGAAAGAUUUCAAGACUCAGAUAAGGUUCAAAUACAGGCUCCUAACCUCAAGAUGCUUGUUUAAACCAGAUGUCAAAUAAGCUUCUCACAGGGUACCCACUGCUGAAGAUACUGGGUAUUUUUUUUUUUUAAACUCAUAACUGACUUGUAACUAGAACAGCUACAUUUUAUGGUGUUACAUCCAUUACAGGUGCAGUUUAAAAAUGACCAGUGAAGG